CGCAGGCGGCGGCUCUUCCAGGGGCGGCGCUGGCGAACAAGGCGUCUUGGCACCGGCCCCGGGGAAGGCUGGUCAGGGGCGUGAGCUCCCCUCUCCCACCAGCACCAAAACAUUGGGGGGAGGGGGGAGGGAAAAAAAGGCAGCGCGCCCCCACGCUUUGCACUCCGGACAAUUAGCCGCCCGUGACUGGCGGUGCCCGGCGCGGGACUUAAUUGGGGAGCCCCCCUCGGCCUCGGCCCAGCAUGCCCUGCCCCAGCUCUGGCCCUCCCGGCUUCCUGGCCCUCUUGGCCCCUGGACUGGCGCUGCUGGCUCACCUCUCCCUCCCCUCCCAGGCCGGGGUGAGGCGCCUUCCCGCCGGGAUCAGCCCUCAGGGCGCCCCGGGCAGGACGCUCAUCCUCCUGGACGUGAGCACCAGGAGCCCCCUGCGCGUCACCAGCCAGAACUUCCUCUCCCUGCAGCUGGACCCCUCCAUCCUCCACAACGGCUGGCUGGACUUCCUCAGCUCCCGGCGCCUGGUGACUCUGGCCCGUGGCCUGGCGCCCGCCUUCCUCCGCUUCGCCGGCAAGAGGACCGACUUCUUGCAGUUCCAGAACGUGAAGAACCCGGCCAAGAGCCGCGGCGGACCCGGACCCGACUACUACCUCAAGAACUACGAGGACGACAUCGUUCGCAGUGACAUUGCCUUGGAUAAACAGAAAGGCUGCAAGAUUGCCCAGCACCCAGACAUCAUGCUGGAGCUACAGAGGGAAAAAGCAGCUCAGAUGCACCUGGUUCUUUUCAAGGAGCAGCUCUCCAACACUUACAACAAUCUCACACUAACAGGCAAGAGCCUAGUGGACCCUACAGGGCUUCUGUUGGGGCUGCCCUGAGGAGGAAUUUAUUGCCAGA
Molecule: messenger RNA, 888 nt
Organism: Rhineura floridana
Lineage: Eukaryota; Metazoa; Chordata; Lepidosauria; Squamata; Rhineuridae
Product: inactive heparanase-2-like
Exons: 4
Coding region: 243-869 (208 amino acids)
Cellular component (GO): extracellular matrix
Source: RefSeq, a predicted model, not a curated record